GUUUUAAGUUGAUUACCCCACACUCACCAUACCACCGUCAUUUUGCAUCUCAAUCCCUCAAUCACAGUUUCUCUCUCUUCUUCCUUAAUUCCCCUUUGCUAUAUUCCUUCUUCCUCCAUAUUCCUAACAAAAGGAUCGUCCGACCAGCACUGGCUGCCGCCAGUAGCCACUUCAAAGCACGGCCAGCCGCCGCCUGAAGGACGCCACAACCGCCACCGCCAGCAGCUGUCCACCGUGCGCCUCUUCCCAUUCUUUUCCCCAUUUUUGGUUUAUAUUGAUUUAAGCUCCUCUCCUCCCAUAUUAAGUCUCGCCCUUACCGCUGUCUGUCUUCUGCAUCCUCUUCAGGUGUUUACAUUCUUGUGUGAUCACCUCAAACUUAGCAAAGAUACAAACGACGAAGGAGAGAUUGUAGAUCUUUCCACAGCCGCCAUGGGAACACCAGAAACUUCACGAGAACCCUGCCCAGACAGAAUCCUCGACGAUGUAGGUGGAGCUUUCGCCAUGGGAGCAGUAGGUGGUUCUGUCUUUCACUUUAUCAAAGGUUCUGCCAACGCUCCUAAAGGCGAACGCUUUUUAGGCGGUUUCCAGACCAUGCGUAUGAGUGCUCCAAGAACUGGUGGUGGUUUUGCAGUUUGGGGUGGAUUAUUCUCAACCUUUGAUUGUAGUAUGGUUUAUCUUCGCCAAAAGGAAGAUCCAUGGAAUUCGAUCUUUGCAGGCGCUGCUACUGGUGGGUUUCUGUCGAUGCGACAAGGGCUGCGUGCUUCUGCAAGAUCUGCUGCUUUUGGUGGGGUUUUGUUGGCGUUUAUUGAAGGGGUUGGGAUAAUGAUUAAUCGGAUGACUUCCCCACCUCCUCAGAUUUAUGAGGAUCCGAACAUGCUUGGGUAUGGGAUGGGUGGGGCUAAUCCGCAAAUGGGUGGAGGGAAUAGUGGUGGGUUUGGUUUUCCGGGUCAAAUGAAAGAGUCUGAUGUGGGUGGGGAUAGUGGUGGGUCAGGUUGGUUUGGUGGGUGGUUUGGAGGUGGUGAUAAGAAGAAAGAGGGGAAUGGGUCUAGUGGAAGCGGGUCAAGUGGAAGUGAAGCUAAGGUUUUGGAAAGCUUUGAUUCACCUCCUAUCCCAAAUUUUGAUUACAAGUGAAGAUGAUCGUGGGCUGUGUUUCAAGGCCUCGUCGUAGCUGUUUACCGGGGAUAAUUCUCUCGCCUUAUCAUCAAUAAGUGUUCGAGGAAGAUUUUGACGCAUGGUUCCUUUUUUGGCACAAGUUAGAAUAGGAAAGAUGCAUUAUAGUCCUACUUUGUUGUAUAGUAAAUAUAGUACAAUUAAAAUUUAUCUAAGUUUUACGAACUUUAGCAUAGAGCGUAGCUGAUUAUUAUGCCCAAUGUUUGGCACAUUGGUCUGUUCCGAGUUCUAACACUUGUUCACGAAGCUCUGGUGAAACUUCAACCGAUUUAGAAAACUUCUA
This is a messenger RNA of Amaranthus tricolor (Joseph's coat), 1453 nucleotides long. RefSeq names its product mitochondrial import inner membrane translocase subunit TIM17-2-like. The transcript is spliced from 4 exons. NCBI's taxonomy places the organism in Eukaryota, Viridiplantae, Streptophyta, Magnoliopsida, Caryophyllales, Amaranthaceae. The coding region runs from base 430 to 1131 and encodes 233 amino acids. The record is from RefSeq and is a predicted model, not a curated record. Gene Ontology annotation, cellular component: TIM23 mitochondrial import inner membrane translocase complex; mitochondrial inner membrane. Gene Ontology annotation, biological process: protein import into mitochondrial matrix. Gene Ontology annotation, molecular function: transmembrane protein transporter activity.